AUGGUAGGCCUCUGUGCCGUGGAUUGCCAAGAAGACCCCGGCAUUCGGGAUGGUGACAAAGAACCAAGUCUACGAAAUCCUCGAUCCCUCCAAGCAAUCCACCUCAAGCCAUUGAAACGCGAGGCUCAAUUCGGCAUUCCCUCGUGCGACCUGCAGCUGCGAUCAUUCAGCUUGCAGCCACUCCAAUUCUUCUCAGACUUUGCGUUACGAGCGGCAUAUUUCUUAGGAUUGCCCGCUUCUGGCCCAAUAACGCUUCCGCGAAUCACAGAGCGAUGGACUGUUCCUAGGAGUCACUUCAUCUUCAAAAAAUCCCAAGAGAACUUUGAACGUGUGACACUGAGGCGCAUGAUUCAAAUCAAAGAUGGCAACCCUGAAACAAUUCAGCUCUGGCUCGCUUACUUGCGCAAACACCAGUUCUAUGGAGUUGGUAUGAAGGCAAAUAUGUGGGAGUUCGGCACAACGGAGAUGUCCAAGUCGCUGGAGGAAAUCGAAGCGAAAUCACUAGAGUCAGCGGCUCCUUGGUCGCAUCUUGGGCAGACGAAAAGUAUCGGCGACUCUGACAAAGUGGUGGCCGACAUUCUGAACUCUCGACGAGUUAAGAAAGCCGCAGACUACAACUACCCCAUCCACGAGAUAUCAUAG
Molecule: messenger RNA, 642 nt
Organism: Trichoderma virens Gv29-8
Lineage: Eukaryota; Fungi; Ascomycota; Sordariomycetes; Hypocreales; Hypocreaceae
Exons: 2
Coding region: 1-642 (213 amino acids)
Biological process (GO): translation
Cellular component (GO): small ribosomal subunit; mitochondrion; ribosome
Molecular function (GO): structural constituent of ribosome
Source: RefSeq, a predicted model, not a curated record